Rangifer tarandus platyrhynchus (Svalbard reindeer) is the source of this 378-nucleotide messenger RNA. NCBI's taxonomy places the organism in Eukaryota, Metazoa, Chordata, Mammalia, Artiodactyla, Cervidae. The record is from the annotation of a GenBank genome assembly.
AUGGUUCUGGCAGGCCCAGAAGUGCUGGCCAUUCUUCCCCAGCCCUGCCCUGCUCCCUCCACUAUCCCUUACUUGGUGAGGGGCAGACACCUCUGUCCAGCACCCUUCCUGGGUCCUGGGGCUCUCCUAGUGUGGAUAGCGGACUUCCUUCCUUCCUUCCUUCCUUCCUUCCUUCCUAUGCCUUUGGGGCUAAGGCCUCUACCCUUGAAUCCUGAGGACUGUGCAGAGAAUGGACCUUUGGGACUUCUCAGGACAUUAACAAUUUGUACACUGCAGGUUGACUUAAUUUAUUUAUUUUGUGAAAAAGAAGAGACGGAAAAAUAUUUUAUUAUUUGCAGGGACUCAAAGCUGUACCCAAAUCAAGAAAGACAACAGUAA